CCGAAUACUCCGAAAGGGACUGUCGUGUGAAGAAAAAACAAAAAAAAUCAUAAAAAGUCAAUUCUGUUAAAUUUUGUCCAGUAAACGCCUAUUAAAUGUGCAAAAUCGCAAAAAAAAUGUAAUGGUCUAUCGUAAUCAUUGAAUGAAAUGUGCAUAAAUCACAGUGUGAUCAAAUGAAUGUGUAAAUUAACUUGGUAGAAUUGUGAAACACAGCACAUAUAUCGGGUGCAAAGUGAUUUUCCUUUGGUUUUUUUUUUGUCGUGUACCCAUCUAUAUAUCAGAAGAGCAGAGUUGCUGCUGUUGGAGUAUUCAAUCGCCAUUUUGAAGGGCUCAUCUCAUCCUUCAAAAUUGUCGCCAAGAAGAAUGCCUUAGCAAAAUAUCGAAAUACAGCGACGACGAUUACCUAAACACAGCGAACGCCAAUCAUCCGAUACACCGACGCGGAAUUAGUUCCGCUUAUAUCCUUGUAAGUUUGGUCGAUAAAUCUCGUCAAAAUUGCCAACUUCAACAAAAUGCCGUCGAUACGACCGGGCAGUCUGAAAGAUCCGGAAAUUGCGGAUCUGUUCAACAAACAUGAUCCGGAGAAAAUAUUCGAUGAUUUGCGUGAAAUCGGUCACGGUUCGUUCGGUGCCGUUUACUAUGCGCGAUGCAAUCUCACCAAAGAAAUUGUGGCCAUUAAGAAGAUGUCGUACAUGGGCAAACAGAGUCUGGAAAAGUGGCAGGACAUUUUGAAAGAAAUUCGUUUCCUGCGGCAACUGCAGCACCCGAACACGAUCGAGUACAAGGGAUGCUAUUUGAAAGACAGUACCGCAUGGCUGGUAAUGGAAUACUGUGUUGGAUCCGCUUCGGAUAUCAUCGAAGUGCAUAAGAAGCCGUUACGCGAAGAGGAAAUAGCUGCCAUUUGUGAUGGAGUGCUACAUGGACUGAGCUAUUUGCAUAGUUUGGGUAGGAUUCAUCGUGAUAUUAAGGCUGGUAAUAUAUUGCUGACGGAGCAGGGCGUUGUCAAGUUGGCAGAUUUUGGUAGUGCAGCUAUUAAAUGUCCAGCAAAUAGUUUUGUUGGAACGCCCUACUGGAUGGCACCGGAAGUAAUUUUGGCUAUGGACGAAGGCCAGUAUGAUGGAAAGGUGGACGUCUGGUCGCUAGGAAUUACGUGUAUAGAAUUGGCAGAACGAAAACCGCCAUAUUUCAACAUGAACGCAAUGUCUGCCUUAUAUCACAUUGCCCAGAACGAUGCACCAUCGUUACAGUCGCAAGAAUGGUCAGACAUAUUUCGUAAUUUUGUUGAAGCCUGCCUAAAGAAGUCACCAAACGAUCGACCGAACUCAACCCGUUUGUUGUCGCACCACCUGGUCACACGGCAACGUUCGUCAAAUGUACUAAUUGAAUUGAUCGCACGUACAAAAGCUGCCGUACGAGAUUUGGACAACAUCAACUAUCGCAAAAUGAAAAAGAUUUUGAUGGUAGACUCAUGUGAAGUGGAGAGUACUGUCGGCGAUUCCGAAGACACAAUGGAUGAACAUGCUGGAGGAGAUAGCAGCAAGAGCAAUAGUAUUAACUCUGAACAUUCGUUGCAUUCCGUUGGCAUAUCGGCUGCGAGUAGUCAGAGUUCAUCGAGCAACUCAAUACCACCGGGAAUUAAUCAGCAACAUCAAGGCGUCAUCGCACGCAACUCAUCACGACAUCGAAAUCCAGUCCUGCCACCGCCCGGUAUGCAUCUGAACAAUCACUCUGUACCAAAUUCAUCAAACCAAAUGCAAUCCACCUCCCAUUACCAUCACAAUCAUUCGAAUGUUUCCCAACAAGCGAUGGCGAAUGCUGUGUCCGAACAUGGUGCCAAUAAUUUCGCAACAAUUCGCACGACCAGCAUUGUUACGAAACAGCAGAAGGAGCACAUGCAAGAGGAAAUGCACGAACAAAUGUCCGGCUACAAGCGGAUGCGACGGGAACAUCAAGCGUCACUGAUCAAAUUGGAGGAGCGAUGCAAAGGCGAAAUGGAAAACCAUAAAACGGCACUGGACAAGGAGUACGAUUUGCUGUUACACAAUUUCACCAGGGAAUUGGAACGGCUGUCCGUGAAGCAUCAGCAGGAGAUCGAACGGCGAAUGAAGACGAACAACAACAAUGAGAAGAAAUUGUUCAAGGAGAUUUCGUUGAAGCAAGACCUGGACCGAAAGGCGUUCGAGGCGAGGCGUAAAAAGGAAUACAAAGCGAAUAAAGACCGAUGGAAACGGGAAUUGUCUAUGGACGAGAAUACACCAAAACGUGAACGGGAUGCGACGCUGCAGUCGCAAAAGGAACAUUUAAAAGCGGCUGAACAAGAGGAAGAACAACGAUUGCUGAGGAAUCAAAAGAACUACAUUGAAGUGGAGAUGAGGAAGUUCAAGAAGAGGAAAAUGCUGACGUUACAUGAUAUGGAGAAUCAACUGUUACGCGAUGAAUUGAGUAAGAAACAACAGCAACUGGAAAACGCUCACAGCAUGCUGCUCAAGCACCACGAAAAGACUCAAGAACUCGAAUACAAACAGCAGAAAAGUGUUCACAAUUUGCGCGAAGAGCAGAUAACGAAACAACAUUCGACCGAGCUCUUAAAUCAAAAGGAGUACAUGGAUCGAUCGGAGAAGGAAUUGCUGCGAAAGCAUGCGUUAGAAUUAAAACAGCAACCAAAAAGUUUAAAGCAAAAAGAACUGCAAAUCCGAAAGCAAUUUCGUGAGACGUGUGAAACCCAGACGAGACAGUACAAGGCGCUAAAGUCGCAACUAUUGCAGAAUACGCCUAAGGAGGAACGAAAAGCUGUGAUACAGAAGCUGAAAGAAGAGAAAGUGAGGAAAUUGACUUUAUUGGGUGAUCAGUACGAACAAAGUAUCGCGGAUAUGUUGCAAAAGCAGAGUCUACACCUAGAUGAAAGCCAGGAAUUCGAAUGCCAGAAAUUGAAAAAUCGUCUCCAAUACGAAAUGGACGUUUUGAUGGCGUACCAGAAGAAGAACCGAAUGCAAUCGCAGACUCAGCGUGAACGCGAACGGAAAGAGCUCGAAGAGCGUGUCAGUGUGCGCCGUGCAUUGCUGGAGAGUAAGAUGGAAGCCGAAUUCCAACAGUUCGAUAGUGAGCGAGCGGAACGUGUUCGUAUCCUUCACGACAAACAUACGGCCGAAAUUGAAGCCUUCGAUGAGGAGUCGAUUCGAAAGGGUUUCAGCGCAUUGGCGUUAGCUGAAGCAUCCAGAGAAACGUAUCCGGAUGAAGAGGGCAGUUUAUCCGGUUCAAUGAUUAGCCUGGCGCAUAGUAAUAGCUCAACGAGUUUUCCGGCCGGUUCGCUAUAGCAUCAAAACUACUGGGUAGAAACCGUAGCGAGUCGUCGUUCAAUGUGAGUGAGUGGGGGAGAAUUAUGUGAACAAUUUGCCAGUUGAGUUUAGUGCAUUGUGGGACGCUAAAUCUAAGACGCAGUUAGAUCAAAUCGAGACGGGACAGUUGAAAGGUGAAAGAGUUGUUUGUUUCGGUGAUUUUUUUUUCUUUUCUUUUUUAUUUAUUUUGUACGCGCGAUGUGAGACAGCAGAACGAAAGAAUUUUUUUUUUUAGAGGACAGAUGGAUUAAGUGGGCCGCGAUCAGUAGUGUCUCUUGUUCCGGUUGAUUUAUUUUUUUAGAUUUUUUUUUAUUUUACGUAUAUUCGAAUGGUGGAUGUGCAAAAGGAUAUUUUUUUGUUGUUUUUUAAAUUCGAUAAACAAAUUUGUCUAUGAUGAUGCACCUGUAUCAUGUGCAUUGUAUACUAAUCAGAUUAAGAUAAAAAGUGUGCUGACAAAGUUACCAAUGGAUAUAAAGAACUAAUCUUAAAAUUCUCAAAA
This is a messenger RNA of Bradysia coprophila, 3834 nucleotides long. It is a transcript of the gene Tao, whose product is annotated as Serine/threonine-protein kinase Tao. Lineage: Eukaryota; Metazoa; Arthropoda; Insecta; Diptera; Sciaridae. Gene Ontology annotation, biological process: protein phosphorylation. Gene Ontology annotation, molecular function: ATP binding; protein serine/threonine kinase activity. Gene Ontology annotation, cellular component: cytoplasm. The record is from RefSeq and is a predicted model, not a curated record.